AUGUCGUCAAACAAGAUGCUUUGCAAUAGGCUGGCUCCCUUGCUUCUUGCUAGAAUACUCAGAGCUUCUCCUACGAACACAAAGACAAUUAAGCCAACAAUUCCACUCAUUGAAAAGCAUUGGUGCACCAAGAGAAUUGCUUUUAUGUUAUUAGAUACUGGUAUCGAGACAACUGCCGAAGAGAUUUCACUGUUGGGUUCAUCUCUUCAUAGUCCUCAUAUUCUAACUGUCCAACAAGCGCAAAUGACAGUUACCACUGAUCAAAUACUCGUUUCUAUGGAUUUGAAUGUUCAGUCUCCAAUGCUCUCCAACAAUAUGCUUGAAUCGACGGAGGCAGCAGCUAUACCACCACCGUGUACCUCUGACAACAAGAUUCAAGUACUCUCCUUUGAAUUUAUGAUUCCGGAUGGCGAAAAUUCACUCAAACCUGAAUCAGAGGAAGAUAUCGGAGCUACUUCACUUACAGAAGAACAGUGUUGUCCAUCAGCUUUCAUUGAUAUUCCGCCUUACAAGGGCUCAAUGCAACACUUGAAUAUGCUUGAGUUCAACACUGAAGGCAGGGCAAUUGGAGAAAGCUUAGAAAAUUCAACCAAGUACACGCAGAAAUGUGUGGAAUAUCACUAUGAGUCUUACGAGAAGCAGAACUUAAUUUUGGAGAAUUCAAUGUGUAAUGAGUCCUUCCCUGAAGAUGGGUGUUGCUUCACAAGAUUCCUCGAUUUUCCCACAGAAAUCCAGUGUCUGACCUGGAAUUUUUCCAUGGAAGAGGAUCGCAUUAUUGAAGUCCACAUCACAAAGCGUUGUUUGACGUGGAUGAUUGUUUAUGCAUUUACCGAUGCCAAGAAUCCAGCAAUUCUCAGCGUCUGCCGGGUAGCAAGAGAGCAAGGAUUAAAACAAUACAAAGCAUUAUCUGUCGAGAAUUCCUGGAGAAGAGACAAGAAGAUAUAUGAUGACAGACAACAACUCCUAGGACUUCCAUCCGACUUCGUCGGUUCUGGGGCUGCGACGACAAAUUCAAAUGCUACGUCAACUAUGACCGGGAUACCAUUUCUAUCAACAGCAGCCAUUUCAGAAUCUACAGCGAUGCUUUGGACGUUGGGCACAAUACUUGGCGCGAGGCCUUCGGAUACCAAUUUCUAA
This is a messenger RNA of Sclerotinia sclerotiorum 1980 UF-70, 1137 nucleotides long. RefSeq lists its product with no specific name. The transcript is spliced from 3 exons. The record is from RefSeq and is a predicted model, not a curated record. Bases 1 to 1137 code for a protein of 378 amino acids. Lineage: Eukaryota; Fungi; Ascomycota; Leotiomycetes; Helotiales; Sclerotiniaceae.